UUUUAUUACAAAUAUAAAAUAAUCACAGCAAAAAACGUCUGAGCGUUUUAUGGUGUAAGAAGACGGUAAUUCUAGUUUUUCACAAUGUUUUUAAAGACCUGGCGGUCUAUACGGCCGGGAUACAUUUACUAUUGUAAAUAUAUGUCAUCUCAAAGUAGCAAUACCUCUCAAAAUGCUAUUGCUCUAAGUGAAACCUGUGUACAGAAAUUAAAGCAGUUAUGUGAAGGAAAUCAAUUUUUGAGGCUCUGCGUAGAAAGCGGUGGAUGUUCGGGAUUUCAAUACAAAUUCGAUUUAGAUGAUAAGAUCACGGAGGACGAUAAAAUCUUUGAAAAGGAAGGAGUGAAAGUAGUAGUUGAUGAGACUUCUUUAGAAUAUAUAAAGGGAUCUACCAUUGAUUAUCACACGGAACUUAUACGAUCUGCUUUUAGAGUUGUACAAAAUCCUAAUGCUGAUAUUGGUUGUUCCUGCGGUGCGAGCUUUUCUAUAAAAAUAGAUUAGCUAGCAAUUAAAUUUUACAGUAAUGUUAAUUUGUAGAUAUAGUGUUAGAUAAUAAAUGGCCAUAUUUGUAUUGUGAUGUA
Messenger RNA from Danaus plexippus (monarch butterfly), 578 nucleotides. RefSeq names its product iron-sulfur cluster assembly 2 homolog, mitochondrial. Gene Ontology annotation, biological process: iron-sulfur cluster assembly. Gene Ontology annotation, molecular function: iron ion binding; 4 iron, 4 sulfur cluster binding; 2 iron, 2 sulfur cluster binding. Bases 85 to 498 code for a protein of 137 amino acids. NCBI's taxonomy places the organism in Eukaryota, Metazoa, Arthropoda, Insecta, Lepidoptera, Nymphalidae. Gene Ontology annotation, cellular component: mitochondrion. The transcript has 2 exons. The record is from RefSeq and is a predicted model, not a curated record.